Messenger RNA from Papilio polytes (common Mormon), 2977 nucleotides. RefSeq names its product spondin-2-like. Gene Ontology annotation, cellular component: extracellular matrix. The record is from RefSeq and is a predicted model, not a curated record. NCBI's taxonomy places the organism in Eukaryota, Metazoa, Arthropoda, Insecta, Lepidoptera, Papilionidae. The transcript has 10 exons. The coding region runs from base 506 to 2062 and encodes 518 amino acids. Gene Ontology annotation, biological process: cell adhesion.
AUAACAGUAGGCUCGAUGGAGUGCAAAUUUGUGUGACCCAAGCCUACACCCCAAACCAAAGAAGUUGUGUCCAGACCGCGCUAAAUGAUGGUCCGUCUCUGCUUAAUCAUAUGAGUUAUGGGUGUAUGUUGAGUUUGAUAUAGUAACAAAAUAAUUGAAUUCGAAAUAUAUCUUACUGUGCUGUUUCGUUGUUUUGAAUUUCCAACUAAGAAACAAUAUGGAACAACUUUAGUUUUAUAAUUUAGUCUUGGUCUUCCCACCGCAAAAUGUCAAUAUGGCGCCUCUAGCCUGGCAUAAUGCCAGACAAACGCGUCUGGUUUAUUUUGAGUAGACCGCGUUUAGUUGACGCCGCGAUAACCAACAAAAUUGCUUCAUAUUGAAUUUAUUCUGAUAUAUUUGGUUAAAAAAAAAGAAUAUUUUCCAGUUGCGGUCUAAGUUUUUUAAUAUUAGUUUCUGUGGAAAUUUAGUGUAACUACGUCAGAUAUCAGUUGGCGGGAAAAGGACAAUGCAAACGUCAAUAUUGUGUUUAACUUGUGUAUAUUGGCUAGUGUUGUACACAGCACAGGUACAAUGUAAGCUGGUGAAAUGUGAUCAAACACCGCCACAAGCUACCGCUGAAGAGCCUAGUGAGAAUAAGGGUUUGUUCAAACUAUCCGUUGUUAGGAAGGACAAUGACAUGCAAGAUGUUUAUUUACCAGAUCAAACGUAUGUAUUAAUACUGAAAACAACAAACAAAACACGUCCAUUCCGUUGGUUCAUGAUAACAGUGGAAGAUCCAGAUGUGGACAACAGCAUUAAUGAAUACGAGCAAGUGCCGGUAGAUGUCGGUAGUUUGAAAACACUCGCUGACAACCCGCAGUCAAGAUACAGUGAGAAAUGCUUCAACUCCGUCGAAAGCGCUGAUAACUUUGACAAGGAAUAUGUUGAGAUACAUUGGGUGUCGCCGAAAAACAGUCCUAAAGAAAUAGUAAGACUCCGUGCGACGGUAGCCGAGAACCAAGAGACUUGGUAUACCGAAGAUGAUUUGACAAUUUUACUUAAGAAAGAUACGAGAAGACCGUUAGACAGCGCACCACAUCCGCCCGUGGAGAACUGUGAACUAAACAGUGAAGCGAGAUACGAAAUCGUGUUUAAAGGUCUCUGGUCAAGAUUAACCCAUCCUCGUUACUACCCGAGUAAGCCGGACGAGAACGGCUAUAGCCACAUGGUGGGCGCGUCGCACGGCUACGAUUAUACCCUGUGGCAGUUGGGCACUCCCGCCAGUGCUGGUCUCAAGUUACUAGCUGAAGACGCUAAUAUCACUAUUAUUGAAAGAGACAUUAUUAAUAACAUGUCGGCAACUGGCGGUACUAGAACACUUAUAAGAGGGAAGCGACGUCAUCAUCCAGAAAUGUUUGAACCAUCGUACGCGUUAUUUAGAGCGGAUAGUAUACACCACAUGUUCUCUGUAGUUGUGGCCAUCAAGCCUUCCCCGGAUUGGUUCCUGGGCGCCUCAAGGUUCGAGCUCUGCACGCGUUAUGGUUGGUUGAAGGAAUAUAAAAUGCCACUCUAUCCGUGGGAUGCGGGUACUAUGGAUGGCGUAUCUUACGAGUCGCCGAAAUCAGUAACGAACCCGACGGAUAACAUUGACAGAGUGGAAAUAGGGUCCUUUAACAGCGAGUCGCCCUUCUAUCAGAUGAACUUGAACGAUUUGAAGCCCUUCGCCUACCUACACCUCAAGAGCCUGUCCGUUGACCCGAUAAAAGGGCGAAACUGUAACGACGAAGGGCAAGAAGCAGAAGUUGAACAAGUACAAAAUGAACAAGAGUCGGAGCCGAUAGAAGAGCCGAGAAUACUGGAAUCCAAGCUUGGAAGCGAGCAUUGCACGUUUAGUGAUUGGUAUGAAUGGUCACCAUGCUUCCCUGAUGAAGGCUUCUGCGGCUUCGGCACACAAAUUAGGACUCGUUCACGACUGGAUAAUGCGUAUAGCAAAUACUCUAGCUAUGAAAACGCGCCAGAAGUAAGUUCAAGUUGUCGAGAUCAUGUGUUAAUGCAGUCACAAGCCUGUUACGUUAGUUGCUGAAAAUAAAAUUAUUUAAGUAAAUAAAUGCAUGUUUAAUUUGUCAACUUCAAAAACAAAAUAAAUCAAAUUUAAAGGAUGAUAAUCAGAUAGUAUAUAAUUUAACUUAAUAACCUUCUCUUGGAAAGUCGGUUAAAAACAAAUAACACACCUAGGUAAAAAAUAAGUUUUAGGAUUAUGUUACGAAAUUACAACGUUUCCAAUAUGUGGGUAUAUGUGAGUUAAUAAUUCAGAUUUACGCCGUGAACUAGUUUUAGUUUUACUUAACUUGUGUUAGUUCUGAAGUAAUCCUGGAUAGUUGUGUUUUGCGCGAAAACAAACAGGUUUGAAAGAUUCGCGUUCGCCAACCGUGGUGGGCAAAGGGGACGCAGCAAGAUCGCAGCAGAACCACAUUGUUGCGCUAGUCGAGUAUGAAGAUAGCCGCGGAUAGCGCAUGCUCGACCUGCAACGGACCGGCUCGCCUCGCGCGAUCGCAACUUGUUGAUUGUUCGCUCACUUCACGCCAGUCUGCCGCGAACGAUGCGCGAGGCGGUUGUGUCUCCCGUUGCGUUGUUGUUCACUCCGUACUUCGAAGUUAUUUUACGAAAAUAUGUGAAGUUUUCAAACCUUAAACUAGGCAGAACUUCCGCAACGGACGUAGUCUAUAGUUUUUAGUUAACUUAGAACACCUUAAAUAAGUAGUUUUAAGUUAUCGAAACUUAAUAGGCUUACUCACUUUACCUGUAUGCUUCGUCCCACGACUCGUGCGAAGCGGUUACCUUUAUCGGAUAAACGGACAUUUUUCAAAUGGAUGUGCGUUUGAAUUCUGUGAUAGUGUGCUUGUUUAGUGUAAUCCCAAAACUUUUUGAGUGCACCCUCGAGGCUUGUGACAAGUUGUUACUUUUGUGAGGUGUUUGAAGUUGUUAUGAAGUUGAUAAA